Molecule: messenger RNA, 3094 nt
Organism: Protopterus annectens (West African lungfish)
Lineage: Eukaryota; Metazoa; Chordata; Ceratodontiformes; Protopteridae
Product: endoplasmic reticulum aminopeptidase 1-like
Exons: 18
Coding region: 194-2986 (930 amino acids)
Biological process (GO): proteolysis; peptide catabolic process
Cellular component (GO): cytoplasm
Molecular function (GO): peptide binding; metalloaminopeptidase activity; zinc ion binding
Source: RefSeq, a predicted model, not a curated record
UUUGGUAGGCUGUGUGAGCAGUCAGAAGGAUUAUCUGGAUAGAACAAGCAGCAGAAAGAAAAAGCUGAAACCUCACUGUGGAGAAUUCUCUUGGGUAUACUUAAUUCAAUAAGCAACAACAGUCUAGCUGAAUGUAAUCUAAAGGCAUCAACUCCUCAACAGAACCUGCAAUAUUCCAUCCUUGACCCUGAAGAUGUGUGCAGUCAUGUUUACUGUCUUCGGUUUAGUUCUGAUCUUCUUGGUGUCAGCAGAUGCAGCAAGGGAUUCUGUGUUAAGUAAUCCUAACCCUGAUACCUCUGAUUCAUUAACAGUUUCAAACGUGGUCCCAUUUCCUUGGAACAACUCCAGACUGCCAACCGAUAUCACUCCAGAAUAUUACCACAUCUCUAUUAAGCCUGAUCUAGACAGACAAACUUUUUCGGGUCAAGUGAGGAUAAGACUGUCUGUCCAGAAGAAUACUAGUUACAUCAUUUUGAAUAGCAAAAGGCUUCAGAUAACUGAGGCAGUAUUAUUAGAAGUAGCCUCCAAUGAAUCAGCUGAGAAGAUUAUUCCCAGGAUAUUACAGGAACCAGUGAACGAGCAACUGGGUCUGCUGUUCCAGAAUGUUCUAUGCAUCGGAAGGAAGUAUGUGCUGACAGUUUCAUUCUCAGCAAAAUUAGCAUCAAGCUUCAGUGGAUUCUACAAGGCAUUUUACCAGACAAGAACAGGAAUGAGAAGGAUGCUAGCUGCAACUCAUUUUGAACCAAUUGCUGCACGAACUGCCUUUCCGUGUUUUGAUGAGCCCAGUUUCAAAUCUAUUUUUGCUGUGACAAUUAUUCGAGAUCCUCAGCACAAGGCCCUCUCUAAUAUGCCAAAGAAAAAUUCUGUCACAAGAUUUGAUGGAUGUGUUGAAGACAAUUUCAUGGACAGUGUGAAGAUGAGCAGCUACCUUGUUGCUUUUGUGGUCAGUGACUUUGUGUCACAUACUACCACAUGGCAACGUGGAAUCAAGGUUUCAGUUUACACAGAAGAAGAUGUACUUUACCAAGCACUAUAUGCCCACCAACUCAGCAUGAAGGUUCUAGAGUUCUAUGAGAAUCUUUUCAAGAUUCCGUAUCCUCUUCCUAAACUAGAUUUGGUUGCAAUUCCAGAUUUUGAGUCUGGUGCCAUGGAAAAUUGGGGCCUUAUCACCUUCCGGAAGACAUCUUUGCUGUAUGACCCAGAAACAUCUACACUGAAGAAUAAACUCUGGGUUAGCCUUGUUACAGCACAUGAACUUGCUCAUCAGUGGUUUGGUAAUUUAGUUACAAUGAAAUGGUGGAAUGACCUCUGGUUAAAUGAAGGAUUUGCAUCUUACAUGGAGUAUUUUUCUAUCAGUCAUUUAAAGCCUAGCUGGUCAGUGGAGGAUUUCUUUCUGAUUGGGACUUUCUACAAAGCACUGGAUAAGGAUUCUUUCAAAUCAUCACAUCCCAUUUCUGUGCCUGUGACAGGUUCAGCCCACAUCCGAGAAAUGUUUGACGAUGUUUCCUACUGUAAGGGAGCCAGCAUCCUGAGAAUGCUACAGCAUUUUCUGACGAAACGUGUCUUCUUUGAUGGGAUUGUUUCAUAUUUAAGGAAACACAGCUAUGGUAACGCCCACAAGGACCAUCUUUGGGAGGCUCUUUCACUGAGUGCAUCAACUGAAGGUAGGCCAGUGAAUGUAAAAGCCAUUAUGGACACCUGGACUGUUCAAAAAGGUUACCCACUCGUCUCCAUUACCCUAGAUGGGAGAACUCUGAAGCUAACACAGCAAAUAUUCACCCAAUAUCAGCAGGAUGAUGCAGGGUUUUCAUGGCAAAUUCCCUUUACCUACUAUACCAGUAACUCACCCAAGAUUGUCACUUACUUAAUGAAGAAUCGAGAAGAAACUGUUUCCAUCCCAGAUGAUGUUCGUUGGGUCAAAGCAAACGUCAAUUCCAGAGGGUUCUACAGAGUUUCUUAUGAUCCUUCGACUUUCAGUGCUAUUAUUGGACAGCUUAGUCAAAAUCACAACAUUUUUAGCAAGAUUGACAGAGCCAGCCUAAUUGAUGAUGCAUUUUAUCUUGCAAGCAAUGGCAGAUUAAAUUUCAGUGCAUUUUUCUCCUUGACUCUUUACCUGAAGAGAGAAAUGGAAUACUUGCCCAUCAGGAUGACUGCAAAGCAUAUUGGAACAAUGCUCAGUAAAUUUUCAAUCGGCAGGAAAUUUUGCAUUAUGAAGCUGUUGAAGGAACACAUAUGGAAACUGUUUGGGACGCAGAUGGACUUACAGACCUGGAGUGACAGCGGGACACUGCCUCAGCAGGGUCUACGGGUUCUACUCCAUUCCCUUGCUAUGGGGUUCAGGCACCGUUUCUCAGCAGAAGACCAAGCCUUAGGACUGUUUAAUACAUGGAUGGCCUCAGAUGGUCAAGCCAAGCUGCCAAAGACCCUAAGAGGACUGAUAUUCAAAACUGGCAUAAAGAAAGGUGGAAAUCAGCAAUGGUAUUUCCUGUUACGAAAAUAUCAGGAAAGUGUUUCCAGCUCUGACAGGCUACAAAUGUUGUCGGCACUGGCUCGUACAAGGAGUAUACGGAAACAAAUAUGGUUGCUGAAAGCUUCCCUAAUAAACCAAAAUAUCAAAUCACAGGAUUUCCGAACUAUCCUGAAACAAGUUUGCUGCUCACGUAGAGGAGUUGUAUUAGGGUGGCUUUUCAUCAAGUACAACUGGGAUAAGCUUGUCAAAAAAUUUUCCCUAGGUUCUACAUACCUGACACGUGUAGUCCUUACAGUAACAUCAAGAUUUGCUUCAAGAAAAAUGUACAAUGAGGUUAAAAAGUUCUUUCAGUCGAAGAAUGGCACAACAGGGCUUGCCUUCUACCGCCAGUCACUGGAAAGCAUUCAGGUCAACAUUCACUGGCUGAAAAGUAACAGAGUAGCAAUCAAAUCCUGGCUGAAGCGACAAUAUUUUCCUACUUAUACCAGUUAUAUGCACUGUCUAGAGGAAAAGUAGUAAUUUAUUACAAAUUAUUAGUUAUAUCACAAGGAGAAAUGUAUACAAAUGCUCUGGAGGUGUCACAGUGUUUAUUUAAAAAGUGACUAGAAAUUGAUAAUAAAUAUA